AUGUCUUUCUCGCGGCCAUCUCAGCGCGACGAUUUCGAGAUUGCAAUUGUCUGUGCCUUGAAAGCCGAAUUCGAUGCGGUUUGUCUCGUCGUCGAAGAGUUCUGGGACGGGAACCAAGAUAUCUAUGGAAAAGCAAACGGAGAUAUAAAUUGCUAUCGAACUGGUCGCAUCGGCAAACACAAUAUUAUACUGCUACAACUCCGCCAAAUGGGGAAAGCCCAUGCGGCAGCUGCUGCGGCCGGCCUUCGCUCAAGCUUUACCAGGUUGCGUUUAGCAUUCUUAGUUGGGGGCUGUGCUGCAGUUCCUCAAAGUGAGAAUGCCAACAUCGUGCUGGGCGACAUUAUUAUUAGCACGGGCAUUGUCCAGUACGAUUUUGGCAGAAAAUUUCCCGACAAGUUUAUACGCAAGAACACAGGUCGGGAUAAUCUUGUCAAGCCGUGCAAAGAAGUUGGAAAUAUCUUGACUACACUUCAAACACCCGAUAUAACAAAUAAACUCACGGAAAGACUAGCGACUUUGCUAAUCGAUCUCCAGAAGAAUGCACAUAAUAAGGGGUACGGAUCAAGAUAUGGAUAUCCUGGAGUACAUGAAGAUAAGCUAUAUAAGUCUAGUUAUCAUCACAAACACCGCGACAUGGGAUGCCCCACAUGCAGUAUGGCGGAUGAUUCGACGUGCGAUGAAGCACGAAUUACUAAUUGCGAGGACCUUGGGUGUGGAGUGGCUGGCUUAGUGGCUGGUCGCCAGCGACUCGAAGAAAAGCUUCAGUCAUGUCGGAAUGAUGAUAUGGCGUACCAAAACCCAGACAUUUUUUUCGGCUUAGUUGGCUCGGGAGAUUCAGUGAUGAAGUCCGGAUGUGAUCGAGAUAGACUAGCCGAGGAAGAGGGGGUUAUAGCCUUCGAAAUGGAGGCAGCUGGGUUCUGGGAAGAUGUGCCGACUCUCGUGGUUAAAGGCGUGUUUGACUACGGAGACUCUCAUAAAAAUAAGCUGUGGCAUCAUUUUUCUUCAGCAACAGCGGCCUGUGCCGCCAGAGCAAUCAUCGAGCGUCUGGCUCAGACAGAUCAACGUUCAACUUCGAUUUACAAAGAGGAACGCUCGAAAGGCGAAUAGUUCAUGCCCAGUUGCAAUUUCUCGAAUUAAUUACAUUCAAGGCAGUGAUAUGCAUUACCAUUCUCAUCUGGGCAUUAAAACAGUAGGGGUCGUUGAUUGAGAACCGACUUUCGCUGCGUACCUAUGGUCAAACAAACAAAAGGUUAGGCUCAAGCUGUGUCAGUCUAUUUUUGGGGUAGGGCUGUCUGGGCUUGGUGAGUCUCUUUAUGGU
This is a messenger RNA of Trichoderma atroviride IMI 206040, 1318 nucleotides long. Lineage: Eukaryota; Fungi; Ascomycota; Sordariomycetes; Hypocreales; Hypocreaceae. The record is from RefSeq and is a predicted model, not a curated record.